Molecule: messenger RNA, 1071 nt
Organism: Oryza brachyantha (malo sina)
Lineage: Eukaryota; Viridiplantae; Streptophyta; Magnoliopsida; Poales; Poaceae
Exons: 6
Coding region: 21-734 (237 amino acids)
Source: RefSeq, a predicted model, not a curated record
CACAGCAAACCCUAGUUGCCAUGGAUCUCGGCGCUUUCCUCCGCACCACCGCACCCGCUCUCCCGCCGGCACCACUGCUUGGCCGGUCUGGGAACCGGCCUAUGCUGGUGUCCGUCGGCCCAGACGCCGGCGGGCACGCGGCUGCUGGUCGCCGGGCCUUGCUGUGCUUGAGUUGCAAUUAUCGUAGAGGAGAUGGUGUGAAGGCUAAGUGCUCCAAGUAUGAGGGACAAGAUGACCCUUUCCUUGCAGAGGCGGACAUCGGAGGCAUGGUGAACGCCCUCGCGGUUCACUACGGAUCCGUACUGUCUCGGAUGGGUCCUGGUCCUGCUCUCUCUGAGCAAGAGGAGCAGAUUCGACAAGAGCUGCUCACGGUGGUGGAAGACUCGGUUGAACUCGCGAAAAAAGUCAUAACAACACUUAAGCCAGAGCCAAAUUCACCAGAGUUUGUGGAGCUGUUUAAGUUGACCGCUGAUUUGGUCAGAAUUGCUCAGACUUGCAAGCAUGGAUAUGCUCCCAUUGGGCAUGCCCUUCAUGUCAUAAGUGACCUGGAUGCCCUUCGUAGGCAAGUCUCCAUUGUGAAAGGAUCUGCUCUCCCACCCGCGCCCCCCCUGCACGGCGCUGCGCAGCUUUCUAAUGUUAGCAACAUUUCUAUUAAGGAGGUUGUCUUCUGGGUUUUGGAAUCAGUGCUCAAGUCUGUGAAGAAUGACAUCGAGCGGAUGAUAUCAGACCACUGAGCAAACAGGCGUCGACGCGACCACUAAUGCAUAGUAGUAGGAAGUUUUGUCUAUCUACCUCAACUUUUGCUGAUGUGUCCAAUAACAUCUACCAGUUAUCUUUCUUUAUCAGCCUCUGUUUGCUUGGGGAAGCCUACCAAUUCUCUGUAGUAGUAUCUGCUUCAGCAUGUUUUUUAUUUUCGUGUUUAGUAAUGCAACUGGGUGUUUUGGAGGCAAUUCCGCAACGUUGGAGUAUCUGAUUCACUAUGUUUUUUUUUCCCGAUGAAUCUGCUUUGAGCUCCAUCGCAUCCUACGGUAGAAAAUCUUCUUCUUCUGGCACUAAUGAUAAAAAGUAUUU